AUGGUUACCAAAGAUUCCACAAUCCAUCAUUGCCCCAAGAAGUCCAAAGGUAACUGUCGCAGAGCCUAUACUCCUGGCCCAAACUCAAGACCUUAUUGCUCAGCUCACAUGACCUACUGUAAGGAAGAGGGUUGCAGAUUGUCAUAUCUUCUAGGCAAGCAGCGCUGUGAGCGUUGCGCUGCCACUGCCGAAAAAGAGCAGUUGCUAGCGAAGGAAACUGCUGAAAAGGAAGCAAAAGAUAAAGAGAACGCUGGAAGUAAUAAGAACGGCAAAGAUAAGGACAAGGAACUUAAGCCAAAGAGCGUCAAUAAAAAACUCAAGGUAUGUCAAUCAGUUCUCUAA
Molecule: messenger RNA, 342 nt
Organism: Botrytis byssoidea
Lineage: Eukaryota; Fungi; Ascomycota; Leotiomycetes; Helotiales; Sclerotiniaceae
Exons: 1
Coding region: 1-342 (113 amino acids)
Source: RefSeq, a predicted model, not a curated record